AUGAGGGAAAGUUUGGAAACAAUUUUGGAAAUACAUUCAUUUUGGUUAACUAAUAGACAGGAGGAAGAAUUAAGAGAGGAUUUGAAAAAUGGAAAAUCAUUGGAUGGGGAAAUAUAUGAAAAAGUUUAUUUAUGGCUUCUUAGCUUGGAAUUAACUGAAAUGAAAGAGGCAGCUUCUGAUGUCUUUAAAAGAUGUAAUGGCUUUUCGUUAGAGGAAUUAAGAGACGCUAAUCAACGUGCCGAAAUACUCAUAGUAGAAUUAGACUUAAAAUAUUUUGUAGCAAGAUGCAAUAAUUUUGAAGAUAGCCUUGUUAAACUAGCAACAAUUGUUGAUGAAAAAUGGAAAAGAAACGAUAUUGUUCGAAAAUAUUGUAAUUUAACAAAUACUAAUACAAAAAUAAGAAAUAAGCGAGAGACUAGAGGGCUGUCCAGAAGUGAUUAUAAUUAUUUAAAAUAUUUUAAAAUAUUAAAUUUGACUUGGCUGGAUGAUAAUCAACGUAAAUAUUUGAGAGAAAUGAUGGCUGAAAGAAAAACGCGUGUGGAAAUGCGAGAUACGGUAGUAGAAUGGUUUAAUCAUUUACAACCUGAGGCAAAAGAGAGAGCUGCCGAUCUUUUCAAAGUUGGAUGUAAUAAACUUUUAAAAAUAAGACAAGAUGGGUGUGAUUAUUUUGGCUUGUUAGACUCACAAAAAAUAAACGAGCUCAAAAACUACGAUGAUUCGACAACUUAUGAUAAAAUAAAAGAAUUAAUUGCUCCAUUGAAAGAAAAAGUGGAACUCAGAAAUAUUGCCAGGGAUUAUAAUCAGACUUGUAGAGAACUUUUUGGUAUUGGAGAGGAGGAGGAAAUUGAAGAGAGGGAAGGUGGAAGACAAAGGCGAUCUUAUAACAAAAGAAGAAAUUCGAGGGCUGAACAAGAAACUGAAGAGGAAACUGAGGAAGAAGACAAUCGUGAGUAUAACUCUAGGGUGCUUAAUGUUGAAGUAACCAAUGAUGAACAAAGUGGAAGAGACGAUGAAGGUGAAGAAGACCACGAUUUUGGAGAUGAACACUUAAAUGCACACAGAACAUGGCUCACUUCUAAUCAGAAGCGAUAUUUGAAAAGAAUGAGAGAAAAAGGGCAUGAAAACCACGAAAUACAUGAAAAAAUAAAUGAAUAUCAUGAGACUUCGCCUGAUGAAGUUAAGAAAACAGCACAAGCCAUCCUCAAAAGAGGAUGUGAGUCUGUAUUUCAACGCUUGUUCGGAGAAUAUAUUGCUGACGAGAUCAUUCGUGCACGUGAACAGGGAGCUUCUACGGCCGAACUUGACGAGAAAAUAAACACAGCUUUAGGGCAUAUUAAAAAUGCGAAGAAGAGGAAAGAGGCGACUCGUUUCGCUGCUACGUGCCGUCGAAUAUUUACUAUGAUUGAACGACGUCGAAGAGGUGCAGUAUCUACCCCAAUUGAAGACUCGAGGCAAUAAUUUUAUUUCAAUCGUGACUGCUGGUUGA
Meloidogyne enterolobii is the source of this 1486-nucleotide messenger RNA. Lineage: Eukaryota; Metazoa; Nematoda; Chromadorea; Rhabditida; Meloidogynidae. The record is from the annotation of a GenBank genome assembly.